Molecule: messenger RNA, 2390 nt
Organism: Prionailurus viverrinus (fishing cat)
Lineage: Eukaryota; Metazoa; Chordata; Mammalia; Carnivora; Felidae
Gene: WDR86
Product: WD repeat domain 86
Molecular function (GO): protein binding
Source: RefSeq, a predicted model, not a curated record
ACCAGCAGGCGUUCCGGGAGGGCUCCCAUCCUGGGGUGUGGGAUUCCCGCAGAGACCUCAGUGGACCGUCAGAGGAGCUGGGGUGGGAUGGGGAUGUCAAAAGACGGAUCGGUGGGUGGGGGCCCCGCACCCCCAGCACGAGGACGGCGGAAGCCCGGCCCCGAGGACCCCGCGGCCGCGCGAAUGGGUGAACCUGACCCCUCCGGGAAACCCUACCGCGCAGCUCUCCCCUGGCUCACCCGCCGCCACCCCACUGGCGGAACUUCUUUAGAAUUCGGGGCGUGUGUGUGAUUUCCCAGCGAGGGCGGGCCAGGGGCGCUCUCCAACAAGGGGACCGUCCUACAGCACCCCCAUCAGGGCUGGGAGCCUGGAGCGGGGCAGCUUGCCCCGUGGUGGCGCGCAGCCGCCGGCCCGAGGGAGCUCCCGGGCGUGCGGGUCUCACCCCAUCGGACCCUCGCGUCCACCUCCGCCUCCCUCGUCCCGGCCUUCGGUCCCCGCCCGAAGGGGCAGCCGGGGGAGUCGCACGUGGGGCGUUGGGUCCCGAGGUCCGGGUGCCGGGGUGGGGGCUGGGGCGCCGGCCGGCCGGGAAAGUGGGAGGGGACAGGUUGGGGGGUGGUCUCUGAGGAGGAGCCAGGCCGGACCGUAUUGUUCCACACUCGCCGCCGCGAGCGCGCGGCGCCGGCCGGGGAAGGCGUGCGGGGCGCGGGGCGCGGGGCUUCCCGGGCUCGCCCCCCCAACCCCCGCCGCGGGACCCCGCCAAGAGGCCCGAGCCUUCCGGCGCGCCCGGAGACGCCGCUGCCCGGGGGUCCUCGGAGGGAGGGGCCUGCCCAGGUGCGGCGCGCGGAGCGGAGGCGGCCGGCGCCGGUGGGGGCCGGGAAGUCCCAGCGGGCCGCCCCCCUGCAGCGCAGCCCCCUCCCCUCCCCCCCACCGCCGGGUCCGCGGGCCCGGAAGCCGGGUGGGCGGCGCGGGAGCGGGGGCCCCCACCUCCCCUCCUCCGCACCCCGUGCCCCGCGGGGGGCCAUGGCCGCGGGUCUCGGCCGCAGCGAGCCGCCGCGCGGAUGCCGGGGCGCCCCUCCCUAGCGGGGCGCUGCCUCCGGGGCUCCCGGCGGAUCGGCGGCAUGGGGGGCGGGGGGUCGGCCCUGAGGGUCUGCGCCGACCACCGCGGGGGCAUCAACUGGCUCAGCCUGAGCCCGGACGGGCGGCGCCUGCUGACGGGCAGCGAGGACGGCACGGCCAGGCUCUGGAGCACCGCGGACGGCCAGUGCUGCGCCCUCCUGCAAGGCCACGAGAGCUACGUGACCUUCUGCCACCUGGAGGACGAGGCCGCCUUCACGUGCAGCGCUGACUGUACCAUCCGGAAGUGGGACGUGCGGACCGGGCAGUGCCUGCAGGUGUUCCGGGGACACACGUCCAUCGUGAACAGGAUCCUGGUGGCCGACAACCAGCUGUUCAGCGGCUCCUACGACCGGACAGCUCGAGCCUGGAGCGUGGACAAGGGGCAGGUGUCCCAGGAGUUCCGGGGCCACCGCAACUGCGUGCUGACCCUCGCCUACUCCGCCCCCUGGGACCUGCCCAGGGCCCCCUGCGCCGAGGAGGCCGGGGGGCUGCUGGUGACGGGCAGCACCGACGGCACGGCCAGGGUGUGGCAGGUGGCCGGCGGCGGCUGCUGGCAGACGCUGCGGGGCCACACGGGCGCCGUGCUCUGCCUUGUGCUGGACACGCCCAGUCACACGGCCUUCACCGGCAGCACCGACGCCACCAUCCGCGCCUGGGACAUCCUGAGCGGGGAACAGCUGCGGGUGUUCAGGGAGCACCAGGGCCCCGUCAUCUGUCUGGAGCUCGUGAACCGGCACGUGUACUCGGGGAGCGCGGACAGGACGGUCAAGUGCUGGCUGGCAGACACGGGGGAGCGCGUGCGCACGUUUGCAGCCCACGGACACAGCGUGAGCGCCCUCAAAUACCACGCGGGCACCUUGUUCACGGGCAGCGGGGACGCCCGCGCGCGCGCCUUCGACGCCGAGUCUGGAGCGCUGCAGAGGGUGUUCCGCGGUCACGCCUUCGUCAUCAACUGCAUCCAGGUGCACGGCCAGGUGCUCUACACGGCCUCGCACGACGGCGCGCUGCGCCUCUGGGACGUGCGCGGCCUCCCGUGCGCGCCGCCGCCGCCGGCCCCGCCGCCCCCCGCGCGCGGCCGCUCCCGCCUCUUCAGCAACAAGGUGGGCUGCGCCGCCGCGCCCCUGCAGCCGGCCUGAGCGCCCGAGACCCACCCGCCGGCGGACCGACGGACCCCCGCCCGCGACCUGGGCAGUGGGCUCUGCCCGUCCUCCGUGUCCGUGGACUUUGGCAGCCCCGUCCCGUGGAGGGGGACCGUGCUCGCCCUCGGGGACGGA